AUGUUGGCAGGCGCUGAUGGAGCUUUCAAGAAGCUGAAGAACGAACCGAUGUCCGGAUCGGGAGGAGUGGGGGGUGGACCCUCCCCUACCGUCGUUCACACUCCCACCACCGCCUCUUGUCCAACACCUGCCCGGCGACGUCAUAGGACCACAUUCACACAGGAGCAAUUAGCUGAACUAGAAGCUGCUUUUGCCAAAUCACACUACCCCGACAUCUACUGCCGCGAAGAAUGGCUAGGACUACAAAACUGA
Molecule: messenger RNA, 252 nt
Organism: Nilaparvata lugens (brown planthopper)
Lineage: Eukaryota; Metazoa; Arthropoda; Insecta; Hemiptera; Delphacidae
Product: retina and anterior neural fold homeobox protein 2-like
Exons: 2
Coding region: 1-252 (83 amino acids)
Biological process (GO): regulation of transcription by RNA polymerase II
Molecular function (GO): RNA polymerase II transcription regulatory region sequence-specific DNA binding; DNA-binding transcription factor activity, RNA polymerase II-specific
Source: RefSeq, a predicted model, not a curated record